AUGGCAGCAGCCCACAUCAGAAAUUGUUGCUUCAAUGCGAGAUUGGGCAAAACUCCUUAUGAGGCAUUUACAGGGUCUAAACCAGAUUUGAGCAAUAUGCAUGUCUUCGGUUCUGUUUGUUACGCAUAUGUGCAAAAUGCAAAGAAAUUAGAUCCUAGAAGUAAACAGGGUAUAUUAAGUCCUGCAUAUCUUGUCUUUUAUCCUGAUUCCAAUAAGGUUGAACGUGUAAGGUGUGUGAAAUUUUUCAAUGAGAGCAACCAUGAAUCUAAGGUUAAUCCUGACAAACAGGAAGGGGAAUUUCUGCCCAGUAAAGUGUCUGUACCUAUUGCCAAUGAGACUGUAAUAUCAACACAAAGGAAUGAAAGUGCAAAUGUCACUGAAACUGUGCAUGAUGAAGUAUGGUACCCUAGUCGAACUCGUACUAAGCCAACAUAUUUGAAUGAAUAUGUAACUGGUAAGGUUGUUGAUGAUGCGGCAACAUGUGCAGUUGAUUAUUGCUAUAGAACCCAUGACAUUCCAACUAGCUAUUCCAAGGCAGUACAUUCUCCCGAAAGAAAUAAAUGUGAAAAAGCCAUGGAUGAUGAAAUUGAGGCCUUAGAGGGCAAUGAAACUUUCGAGUUGGUCCCACCCCCAAAGGGCCAUGAGGUAGUGGGGGGAAAUGGGUGUAUACCAGGUGCCAAAAGAAUGAGUCCGGUCCCAAUUUUUGGCAAAAACUUGAGAAGUGUGUAUCUUCACUUGCUUUAGCUGCUUGUACAUGCACAUUGAGAUCUGAAAUUGUCUCCCACAUUUUCUUGGUGAACUAUUUUGCAAUAUAUAAUUUGAAAAUAAGUUUCCUAAUCCUCUACAUGCAUGUUCAAUGGAUUAUGAAGAGUGGGAGUUAGAGGACAGAUUAUUGGUCCCAUGAUUAACGAAGGUUUCGUCACAGCUACAAGUUUCUGCAAAGAUAGGAGUGUCGAAAGGUGCUGUGCAGCGAACUGUGGAAAGGUUCGGAAAAACACAAUCCUAUUCCGGCCUUCCAAAAUCUGGGGGACCAAGGACAGCAAUAAGAUCAGUUCAUAAAGCUAACUUCUUUGCACAAUAGAAGAGCAACUGAUGGUAAUAUUCAAUCGUAAAUUAACGCCAUCCAAGAGAAAACAGUCAACAAAACAACAGCAAGAAGGAGAUUGGCUGCAAGUGGGCUCAAAGGAAGAGUUGCAGUUUCUAAACCAUUGCUGCAUCCUAUAAAUAAGUGCAAGAGAUUAUUAUGGGCCAAAAAGGUCAAAAACUACAGAGUAGAAAACUGGAAAAGAGUACUUUUUACCGGUGAACGUUUGAAGUUUGUGGCUGAAAUUGGAUUGCGUUUUUCUGAACCUUUCCACAGUUUGCUGCACAGCACCUUUCUACACUCCUAUCUUUGCAGCAACUUGUCGCUGUGACUAACCUUCGUUAAUGGGAGCAAUAAUCUGUCUUCUAACUCCCAUUCGUCAUAAUCCGCUGAACAUGCGUGUAGAGGAUUAGGAAACUUAUUUUGAAAUUAUAUAUUGCAAAAUGCUUCACCAAGAAACAAUUUCAGAUCUCAAUGUCCAUGUACAAGCAGCUAAAUCAAGUGAAGAUUACACACUUCUCAAGAUUUUGCCAAAAAUUGGGACUGGACUCAUUCUUUUGGCACCUAGUGUAUACUGUUAAGACAGGACCAGAUAAGGCUGAAAAUACAAAGCUUGUUAUGUAACAAAAGGCUAGUCACAGAUUCUUGGUAUUGAUUACCAUGAAACCUUUCCCCAACCGCUCGGAUGAGCUCUGUUCGUGUUUUACUACAACAGGCAAUUCAGAAUGAUAUGCUUGUUCAUCAGAUGGACGUGAAAACAGCCUAUUUAAAUGCCCCAAUAGACUGUGAGAUUUUCAUGGAACAGCCAGAAGGCUACGAAAGGGUAGGAUAAAAUGGUGAGAAGUUGGUAUGCAAAGCAGAGUGGAUGCAAUUGGAACAACAUGCUACAUAAUUACCUCAUGAAGGAGAGCUUCACUCAAUCACUUGCUGACCCAUGUGUUUACAUUAGAAAUGGUGGUACAAAUGAAUGUACAAUUAUCAUCAUUUGGGUUGAUGAUCUCAUAAUUUCUGCUAGCCAUGAAAUUCUUUUGCAAAGCAUGAAAGAUUCAAGUAGUAAAUUUAGAUUGAAGGACCUAGGGGUAUUGUCAUGGUUCCUAGGUACAGAAUUCAAGUGUUCUGAAGGUGCAAUUGAAAUGAGCCAAAAGCAAUAUAUUGAGAAAUUGCUGUUAAGGUUUGGCAUGGCAGAAUGCAAGCCAAAGGUGACCCCAACAGUACUAGGUUUAGAUAAGGUUGUGGGAACGGAAUCACCUGAAUUGAAAGAUCCAACUUUUUACAGAGUGAUAGUUGGGAGCUUAAUAUAUGUGAUGACAGGUACAAGGCCUGAUUUGUGUUAUAUAGUCACUAAGCUUUCCCAAAACAUGUCGAAACCCACUGAAACUAAUAUUAUUGCUGCAAAACAUGUUCUAAGGUAUUUGAAAGACACAAUUGAGCAAAACUUGAGAUUUAGGAAAUCUGAGAACACUUUAAAACUUAUUGGGUUUUGUGACUCAGAUUGGGGAGGUGAUGUUUGUGACAGGCGUAGCAUAUCUGGCUAUGAUUUUCAGUUGUUGGACGAGGGUGCUUUAGUUUCUUGGAGAAGUCAAAAACAGCCAACUGUUGCACUGUGUGCAUGUGAGGUCUGGUAUAUGGCACUGACAGAUGCAGUGCAGGAAGCCAAGUUCUUAAAGCAAUUGUGUGUUGAUCUAAAUAUUGUUCAGGUAAAUGGUGACAACCAAGGUGCAAUCAAUUUAGCUAAAAACCCUAUGUACCAUAAAAGAUUAAAACAUAUCAAUGUGAAGUAUCAUUUUGAAGUGAAGUUCGAACAGGUAGUAUAG
Molecule: messenger RNA, 2898 nt
Organism: Paramuricea clavata
Lineage: Eukaryota; Metazoa; Cnidaria; Anthozoa; Malacalcyonacea; Plexauridae
Source: the annotation of a GenBank genome assembly